UGCCGGCGUCCAGGCGAAGCGCCCAGUUCCUCCGUCCAGCCCGGUUCCCAGCUUCUCUCCGGACCGCCGCGAUGUCGCUGCCGCUGUCGGACUACGAGAAGAGGAAGCAGAUCAGCGUGCGGGGCUUAGCCGGGGUGGAGAACGUGACCGACCUGAAAAAGAACUUCAACCGGCAUCUCCACUUCACGCUGGUCAAGGAUCGCAAUGUCUCCACGCCGCGCGACUAUUACUUCGCCCUCGCCCACACCGUCCGCGACCACCUGGUCGGGCGCUGGAUCCGCACCCAGCAGCACUACUACGAGAAGGACCCCAAGCGCAUUUAUUAUCUUUCCCUGGAGUUUUACAUGGGACGGACACUCCAAAAUACCAUGGUGAACCUGGGCUUGCAAAACGCCUGCGACGAAGCCAUCUACCAGCUGGGCUUGGAUAUGGAGGAGCUGCAGGAAAUUGAAGAGGACGCCGGCUUGGGCAACGGAGGAUUGGGGCGACUGGCAGCUUGCUUCCUGGACUCCAUGGCGACUCUCGGCUUGGCUGCUUACGGCUACGGGAUCCGCUAUGAAUUCGGCAUUUUCAACCAGAAGGUCUUGGGAGGCUGGCAGGUGGAGGAAGCCGACGACUGGCUGCGUUACGGGAAUCCCUGGGAGAAGGCCCGCCCGGAGUACAUGAUCCCUGUCCACUUCUAUGGACACGUGCAACACGGAGAGGGAGAAGCAAAGUGGGCUGACACGCAGGUGGUGCUCGCCUUGCCCUACGACACACCCGUGCCUGGGUAUCGCAACAACACAGUCAACACCAUGCGUUUGUGGUCUGCCAGGGCUCCCAACGAGUUCAACCUGAAGGAUUUCAAUGUCGGUGGCUACAUCCAGGCUGUGCUGGACCGGAAUUUGGCAGAAAACAUUUCCCGUGUUCUGUAUCCCAAUGAUAACUUCUUCGAAGGCAAAGAGCUGCGUCUGAAGGAGUAUUUCGUGGUGGCCGCCACGCUUCAAGAUAUCAUCCGCCGCUUCAAAUCCUCCAAGUUCGGCAGCCGUGAUCCUGUUCGCACCUCCUUCGACGCUUUCCCAGACAAGGUCGCCAUUCAACUCAACGACACGCAUCCUUCGCUGGCCAUCCCGGAGCUGAUGAGGAUUUUGGUGGAUAUUGAGAAGCUGGAUUGGGAUAAGGCCUGGGAUGUCACCGUGCGCACCUGUGCCUACACCAACCACACUGUGCUGCCAGAGGCGCUGGAGCGCUGGCCCGUCCACCUCUUCGAGACCCUCCUGCCCCGUCACUUGGAGAUCAUCUACGAAAUCAACCAGCGUUUCCUCGACAGAGUCUAUGCCACCUUCCCGGGAGACCUCGACCGGAUGCGCCGCAUGUCCAUGGUGGAAGAAGGAAGCGUCAAGCGGAUCAACAUGGCGCAUCUCUGCAUCGUGGGCUCCCACGCGGUCAACGGAGUCGCCUGGAUCCACUCCGAGAUCCUGAAGGCCACCGUGUUUAAAGAUUUCUACGAAUUCGAACCGCACAAGUUCCAGAAUAAAACCAACGGGAUUACGCCACGCCGGUGGCUGGUUUUAUGCAACCCUGGGCUGGCUGAGAUCAUCGCGGAGCGCAUCGGAGACGACUACAUCUCUGAUCUGGAUCAGCUGAGGAAACUUCUCAAUUUUGUGGACGAUGAAAGUUUUAUCCGGGAUGUGGCCAAAGUCAAACAGGAGAACAAGUUGAAGUUUGCCGCCUACCUGGAGAAGGAAUACAAGGUCAGGAUCAAUCCCAACUCCCUCUUCGACGUUCAGGUGAAACGGAUCCACGAGUACAAGAGGCAGCUGCUCAAUUGCCUGCAUGUCAUCACCCUUUACAACAGAAUCAAGAGAGAACCUAACAAGCACUUCGUGCCACGGACGGUCAUGAUUGGUGGCAAGGCGGCUCCUGGCUACCACAUGGCCAAAAUGAUCAUCAAGCUUUUUACCUCCAUCGGAGACAUCAUCAACCACGAUCCCAUCAUUGGUGACCGGCUGAAGGUGAUCUUCUUGGAAAACUACCGAGUCUCCCUAGCUGAAAAGGUGAUCCCUGCAGCUGAUCUUUCUGAGCAGAUCUCAACAGCUGGCACGGAAGCUUCAGGAACUGGGAACAUGAAGUUUAUGCUGAACGGGGCUCUGACCAUUGGCACCAUGGAUGGCGCCAACGUGGAGAUGGCAGAGGAAGCCGGCGAGGAAAACCUGUUCAUUUUUGGCAUGCGCGUGGAGGAUGUGGAUGAGAUGGACAAGAAGGGGUACGUGCCAAAGGGGGCUAGAAUCCCUGUUUAA
Molecule: messenger RNA, 2279 nt
Organism: Pantherophis guttatus
Lineage: Eukaryota; Metazoa; Chordata; Lepidosauria; Squamata; Colubridae
Source: RefSeq, a predicted model, not a curated record